AUGUCCACCUCUAAGCUCAUUGCCACUUCCUUCAUUGUUUUGCUUCUCUUCCACCUCGCUUUUGCUGCUAGACUAGUUCCCCAUGGCUUGUUUCCCAGAGGUGGGGGUGGCGGAGGAGGAGGAGGAGGGGGAGGGGGUGGUGGCUCUGGGGGUUCCGGAUAUGGAUCUGGAUACGGGUCGGGAUAUGGGUCUGGCUAUGGGUCUGGCGGUGCAAAUGGUGGCGGUGGGGGCGGUGGGGGCGGCAGGGGUGGAGGUGGCGGCGGUGGUUCUGGGGGUUCUGGUUAUGGCUCUGGCUAUGGCUACGGUGAAGGAGGUGGCUACGGAGAAGGGGGCGGAGGCAGAGGAGGUGGCGGGGGCAGCGGUGGCGGCGGCGGAGGAGGGGGAGGAGCAGGUAGAUAUGGUAGUGGCUCCGGCUAUGGUUCAGGGUAUGGCGGUGGCUACGGUGGCGGCGGUGAUUGA
Molecule: messenger RNA, 459 nt
Organism: Prosopis cineraria
Lineage: Eukaryota; Viridiplantae; Streptophyta; Magnoliopsida; Fabales; Fabaceae
Product: glycine-rich cell wall structural protein 2-like
Exons: 1
Coding region: 1-459 (152 amino acids)
Source: RefSeq, a predicted model, not a curated record